Molecule: messenger RNA, 599 nt
Organism: Cuculus canorus (common cuckoo)
Lineage: Eukaryota; Metazoa; Chordata; Aves; Cuculiformes; Cuculidae
Product: protein FAM240B-like
Exons: 3
Coding region: 87-305 (72 amino acids)
Source: RefSeq, a predicted model, not a curated record
AGCCAGGGCUGCAGUGGUAAUAGUCCUCAUUUGUUUGUGUCACACACAGGAUUUAUUUGCAGGAAGAGUCUAGCUCCAAAGAGAAAAUGAAUAGCCAAUAUAUACGUCAUGAAGUGCGGGGAUGUGAAACUAGUGACCUGAGGAACUUCUGGGAAAAGACUAUUGAACAACAAACUCGGUACCUGCAAAUUGAAAAAGAACGUCAGCGAAGAAGUGCUCUGACAAAGCUCAGAAAUGAAUGGAUGGAGAGGCUGGAGAAACGCAUAAAGAUGUUGAGGACUCAACCUGAAGAUUCAUCUAAUUGAAGAUCCCACACUCACUACACGUUUGGAGGGAAAAGAAAAUUGUUUUGUAGGAAAGCGUGAUGGUGUGAUGUAAAAGCUUAAGUCAAUUUUCCUUUGUGGCUUAUAUGAGCAAUAAUUAAUUAGCUGUCGUUGACACAAGUUUCAUAUGUGAAACGUCUAUUGCUGCUUUUAAGAUUAUGCACCCAUCCCUUCAUUAGAUAAACAGAGACUAAAGUACUCUAAAGUUUUCAAGACUAAUAAAUCAUGGUUCACUGAACUCUAGAUGUCUGGAAAAAUUUAGUUAUACAAUUAGGA